Messenger RNA from Scatophagus argus, 1903 nucleotides. RefSeq lists its product as uncharacterized. Gene Ontology annotation, cellular component: cytoplasmic stress granule; nucleoplasm. The record is from RefSeq and is a predicted model, not a curated record. The coding region runs from base 140 to 1030 and encodes 296 amino acids. Lineage: Eukaryota; Metazoa; Chordata; Actinopteri; Scatophagidae. The transcript has 4 exons. Gene Ontology annotation, molecular function: RNA binding.
GGACUUCCUGUCCCACCCACAUUCUCAUGUCGCUUCCGGGUGGCCACACAAGACUCAUCCAGCAAGGCGUCGUUAUCUUAACGUUGUAAACAAAAGUUACUAAACGGUUUACCUUCCGCGACACAUUGAACUAAAAGACAUGCAUAUCAAAACAGGUACAUGGGAAGCAAGCAACACCGUGUGUGAGUCCGAUUCUCUGUGUGACCCAGCAGUCCUCGUUUCUGCCACCAACUCUGAACCACAUAUUCGCAAUCGACGCCUGUCUCCUGGUUCCGGAAACUGUGGAGGUGGUGGGGGUGGAGGUUGUAUUUCCGGAGGUGACCAACAGCCCAGACAACUCUCACCUGAAGGCGACCUGAUCGGGCCCGGCCACGCACACACCUUCAGCUUCCGCAGGGAAAAAGAACGCAAGGGCCAACAGCAGAAAGGCCGCAGCCUCCGCAGAGAUAGUCAGAAGGGGGUCAGCAAAGUAAGCGAGCGGCCUCAAAAGGUUAACCAAAAGGAGAGGUGGGUGGAGGACAGUCUGUCACUCCUCAAGCCUCCACCUGCCUUCCCUGUGCAGGACAGCCCUGCCAAACUGCAGCCCGCCGUCAGCUACGCCUCCAAGGUGAAGGCGGGAGCCACAAGUGGAGCGCUGGAGGAGGACCGCCCAGCCAUCGGCGUGCUGCUACAGAACCAGUGGGGUCUCAGUUUCAUCAGCGAGGCGAGGCCGGGCUCAGAGGGCUCCAGCGCUCGUCCCGCUGCCCUCCCCAACCAGCCCACAGAUGCCGAACAGUUAGCAGACCCUCUGCUUGAGACGGUUCUCACAGUGCAGCCCCACGAAGAAACACCCAUUCCAGCUGCUACCUCCGUCACCACUACCACACGCCCCGAUGCAGAUGAGAGCAAUGGGAAGCUGCUGCUUAGCUGUCGCCAUCUAAUGGAGGCUUUGAACUAUCACAGUAGAGAAUGGAAUGCUAUCUGCAACAAACAGAAAAAAGUUCCAAAAAAGGUUGUCUGGUACAAGGACACCCAAGAGCACCCAGCCUAGCAGUGUGAGAAACCCAAAGCAUAUAUAUAUAUAUAAAUAUAAACGCAUACAGAACACACACCUACAUGCACAUUGAAACACGUAAAGAUGGACACAUUUUUGAGUCCCGUUCACACACACUGCACUCAGGAUGAUGUCUUCACGCAAAGCCACACUGAGACACUUUGGACUAACUCCUUUGAGAUAUUACAGCAAUGGACUUUUUUAACGCCUUACAGGAAGCCUGCCUUAAUUAAUCAGAUGUUUUCGUCGCCUCUCAUUUCCAUUUUUAGCUUGUAUGUGUAGAGCUGGCCUUUUUUUUUUUUUUUUUUAACAAUCUCGGAGGAGCUGUAAUUUAACCCCCCCCCCCUCUUUUUUUUUUUUGAAAGCUGCAGUUUUAUUGAACCUUAUUUGUGUCCUCUGUAAAGCGAGUGGUCAAUCAAGCACUUUGUUAAGAAGAAAAAUCAGUUGUGACCAAUCCCUUUGUGCGAGAAACCCUCACCAGAGUGAUUUAUUUCCCCCUUCAUUACAAACGGAAGAAUGUCUGUCCUGUACCUGCUUGAGUUUUAUGGUUAUAAUGUAUGCAGAGGACUUGUCUAUCUGUGUCUUCAGUUUACAGAGGGGUGUAGUCAAAGGCGCAGUGAAGUUCAAACCUUCACACCCCCCCCCCACCCCAAUCUCCCUCCCCUGUCACAUCUUAAUGCUGUGUUACUUUGUUUUUAUUUGGUUCCCUGAUUGAGUGAAUGUUACUCAUUAGUCCAUGAGUAAGGGAUCUCACCACGUUUGGUAUGUUGAAUUUUGAAAAGAAUUUAUUGAAUAAAAAAAAAAAUUUACACUGGAGAAAGGAGGAAUGUAAGAACAGUAUUGCUUAAUAAAAAUGAAUAAAACUUGAAA